CAGUAGUGUUGUAGGAGCGAUCUCGAGCUAUCGUCAAUCUCGAUUACUCCGCGAUAUAUCGACUUUUUAGUGCCGUUUAGUGUCGGUAGAUGACGUUGGUGUAAAUUGGAAUUGAUAAAGCUGACGUGUUGCGAUGUCUGAAGGAAAAGUUAAUGAGGAUUUGGUAAGAGAGAGGAAGAAAUGUACUUUUGACGUCAAAGAACUGGUACAUCUUAUAGAUGGAGGGGAACAGGCCACUAAGGACAGGAAAGAAGUGGAGGAAAUGGUACUGAGUGUGAAGGAGCUCAGAGAUGAAGUCCCUGAAGAGUACAUGAGCCACAAAGAACGGUACGAGAACGCUGUCCGCAAGUCCUGCAUCAUGAUAGAGCUGUUGAAAGACCACGCGCUACGGCAUUCCUCGUUCGAUGCCUACAAGCCUUCGAACAUGUAUCGGGUCCAGAGCGCAAUAGUGAAGGAUGUGUCUCCUUUCCUUCUCCACAUGGGAAUGUUCGUUCCCACCAUUCUGGGUCAGGCGUCAGACGACCAACUCGCCGAGUGGCUGCCAAAGGCGUUGUCAAUGCAGAUAUUGGGGACUUACGCACAAACUGAACUUGGCCACGGAACAUUCCUCCGAGGGUUGGAGACUACAGCUACCUAUGACCCCAGCACUGAACAAUUCAUCCUGGAAACUCCUACCAUUACUGGCUACAAGUGGUGGCCUGGAGGCUUGGGGCACACAACCAACCACUGCAUAGUGGUAGCUCAACUCUACACAAAAGGGAAAUGCUAUGGCGUCCAUCCCUUCUUCGUCCAGAUCAGGGACACAGAAACCCACGAACCCCUCCCUGGGGUCAAAGUGGGCGAGAUCGGUCCCAAGCUGGGAUUCCAAACUGCGAACAACGGCUUCUUGGGCUUCGAGAAGGUCAGGAUACCUAGGGAGAGUAUGCUGAUGAAGAAUGCGCAAGUUUUGAAGGAUGGCACCUAUGUAAAGUCGAAGAACGACAAACUGGCGUACGGGACCAUGGUUCUAAUUCGAGUGAUGAUAGUCAAUGAUGCGUCGUACGAAAUCUCCAGGGCUGCAACCAUUGCCGUGCGGUAUUCGGCGGUCAGGCACCAGUCACGGCCCAAACCUGAUCAGCCAGAGCCUCAGAUCCUGGACUACGUAACGCAACAACACAAGCUGUUCAUCUCCAUAGCCACCAGCCACGCCUUCAGGAUGACAGGCACUUGGCUGUGGGAUAGCUACUCCAAAGUCGUCCAUGACAUGGGGAAAGGACAACUUGAUCAUCUGCCAGAGCUCCACGCCCUAGCGUGCUGCCUGAAAGCCGUGUGCAGUCGUGACGCGGGUAUCUGCGUGGAACAGUGUCGGAUGGCCUGCGGAGGUCACGGCUACAUGCAGUCCUCAAAUCUACCCAUUAUUUAUGGGCUGGUCACCGCCACUGUCACCUACGAGGGAGAGUACACUGUGAUGCUGUUACAGACUGCGAGAUAUCUCAUGAAAGCUUGGAAGCAGGCGGUGGAUGGCAAUGUUCUGACGCCGACGGUUUCGUACAUGCUUCCCUUCGUCAGAAAUAAGAAGCCCACGUGGACGAACAACGCUGAUGGUAUCAUCGCGGGCUUCCAAGCUGUUGCUGCUGGAAAAGUAAAGGCAGCAUACGAGGCUAUUCAGAAAUACGAGAAGGCAGGAAAUGAUUACGAAGACGCGUGGAACUUGGCUUCAGUACAGCUUGUCAACGCUAGCGAGGCCCACUGUCGCGCCAUUAUUUGCCAAACUUUCUGGAAGGAGGUUCAACGGCUUUCUCCAACGUUGUCGUCCGGCUUGGCUGUAGUAAUGCAGCAGCUAGCCGAGUUGUAUCUGGUCUACUGGACGUUAGAGAAAUCGGGAGAUCUUCUAGUGUAUUCAUCAAUAUCCAAGAGCGAUCUUCCACUGCUGCAGCAGAGAUAUGAGCAGCUCCUGUCAUUGAUCAGGCCCAAUGCCGUGGGGCUGGUAGACGCAUUUGAUGUUAGAGAUGAGAUCUUGAAUUCCACUUUGGGUGCAUAUGACGGGCGCGUUUACGAAAGACUAAUGGCGGAGGCUCUGAAGAGCCCGCUGAACGCUAAGCCUGUCGACGACAGCUUCCACAAGUACCUCAAGCCUUUCAUGGCGAAAGCCAAACUGUGAUUUACUGAGUUAUUAGGAUAAAUUGGUUACCGGAUAAAAUUGUUAUUAUGUAAAUAAACUAGCUUUCCGCCCGCGGCUUCGCCCACGUGUAAUUCGGUUAUACAUA
Molecule: messenger RNA, 2246 nt
Organism: Amyelois transitella
Lineage: Eukaryota; Metazoa; Arthropoda; Insecta; Lepidoptera; Pyralidae
Product: probable peroxisomal acyl-coenzyme A oxidase 1
Exons: 14
Coding region: 134-2140 (668 amino acids)
Biological process (GO): fatty acid beta-oxidation using acyl-CoA oxidase; lipid homeostasis
Cellular component (GO): peroxisome
Molecular function (GO): FAD binding; acyl-CoA oxidase activity; fatty acid binding
Source: RefSeq, a predicted model, not a curated record